Molecule: messenger RNA, 642 nt
Organism: Aspergillus sclerotioniger CBS 115572
Lineage: Eukaryota; Fungi; Ascomycota; Eurotiomycetes; Eurotiales; Aspergillaceae
Product: BTB/POZ domain-containing protein
Exons: 2
Coding region: 1-642 (213 amino acids)
Molecular function (GO): protein binding
Source: RefSeq, a predicted model, not a curated record
AUGACUAUUGUGACCAAGGAUCGCGAGUUCAAAGCACACAAGAUAAUUCUUGGAUCCCAGUCUAAUCAUUUUUCCCGCAUGUUUCAACGUCCAUGGAAAGAGACCAAAGAAAACCUCAUUGACCUCCAUGACGACGAUCCCGCGAUCAUCGAGGAAAUGCUCCGCUUCAUGUACGGAUUCAGCUACACCCCCAGAUCCGACACCAUCCCUCCACUACUCUUCCACGUGAAAGCCUACCGGAUCGGAGACAAAUACGAGAUCCCCGGCCUUAAAGACGCGGCCAAACGCACAUUUGUGAAGGAUGUCAAAAGGGACUGGAAAAGUGAUGCCUUUGUUUCCGCAAUCAAGGAAGCAUACACGACCACAAUGCCGACGGAUAGAGGCAUUCGAGACCCUCUAGUCAACAUAGCCAUGCAACAUAUUGAUACCUUUAUGCAGGAAGAAGAAUUCAAGCGGGCGCUGCGGGAAACGGUUGGUUUUGGGUGUGAUCUCUUCCAAGUUCAAUAUGAUCAGGCAAAGAGCCAACAAGCAAAGAGAGCAAUCUAUGAAUGUAACACCUGUGGUUGCAAAUUCUCUAUGGAUUGUACUCACGCUGCCGGGUCCUGUCCAUCAUGCUAUAGAAGGAGUCUCCAUACUAUAUAG